CUCAACUGAACAAUGCAGUGCCAACCUCCCCUCUCCUCCCACAGAUGUCUCACCCCCAUUCCUAUCCCAGCUUGGGGCAGAUCUCCAAUCCAUAUGAACAGCAGCCUCCUGGCAAGGAACUGAACAAGUAUGCCUCCCUAAAAGCUGUGGCUGACAAGGUCAAUGAUGACUUCUACUCCAAACGACGACACCUGGCUGAGUUGGCAGCCAAGGGAAGCCUACCACUUCAUCCAGUGCGGGUGGAGGAGGAUCCACCAAGGGCUUUUAGUCCUGAGCAUGGCCCUGCCAAGCAGAAUGGACAAAAGUCCCGGGUCAACAAACUCCACACACACCCCUUGGCCUACAAUUCUACCACCAACUUCAAGAGCUGGGACCCCAAUGAACCAUCCCUCCGGCGUCAGGCCUAUGGCAACAAGGGCAAGCAUGGUACAGCAGAACCAACCUCCAGUGAGCCACUGGCAACGAGGAGCCAGCACUUUGUGCCCUCACAGCCAUACUUCAUCACCAACAGCAAAACGGAGGUGACUGUCUGAAAUUUGCAUUGCAGGGAGUGUCCUGGAGAGCACACUCAACUGAGAGAGGCAAAAAAGCAAAAUCUAAAGAACCGCUCCCCUCCCACCUUCCUCCA
This is a messenger RNA of Trichosurus vulpecula (common brushtail), 628 nucleotides long. RefSeq names its product protein shisa-9-like. Gene Ontology annotation, cellular component: dendritic spine membrane; postsynaptic density; AMPA glutamate receptor complex. Gene Ontology annotation, biological process: regulation of short-term neuronal synaptic plasticity; regulation of AMPA receptor activity. The record is from RefSeq and is a predicted model, not a curated record. The coding region runs from base 45 to 533 and encodes 162 amino acids. The transcript is spliced from 2 exons. Lineage: Eukaryota; Metazoa; Chordata; Mammalia; Diprotodontia; Phalangeridae.